AUGUGCGGAAGAUACGCAUUAGGCUACAGCGGCAUUGACGUCGGUAGAAGACUCACUGAGCUCGAUAUAACCUAUGAAAGUCCAGAAGAUGGACCUGUAAACUUCGAAAGUUCCUAUAACAUCGCGCCCACGCAAAGAGCACCAGUUCUUACAAAUCACGAACAUUUGAGGAGUAUGCAAUGGGGUCUUGUUCCACACUGGACAAAAGACGUGGCCAAGUCGCAGCCCUACAAGACCUUUAAUGCACGUAAAGAAAACAUAGCGACAAGUAAAAUGUGGGCCACGCCCUGCAAUUACAAAAGAUGCGUGGUACCCGUGAGUGGUUAUUACGAGUGGCAAACUAAAGGCAAGACCAAGAUCCCAUACUAUAUCACGAGGAAGGAUCGUGAAUUGAUGUUUUUGGCCGGUAUGUAUGACCAUGUGGAGGCCCAAGAUUUCUAUUCAUAUACUAUUAUCACAGGACCGGCGCCUCCGGAGUUGGAGUGGCUCCACUUUCGCAUGCCUGUUGUAUUGGAACGCGGCUCAAAAGAGUGGAACAUGUGGCUCGAUGAGUCAAAAACCAGUUGGAAAGAGUCGGAACUGGAACAAACACUAAAAGCAUAUUGCGACAAAAGCGUUUUGGAGUGGUGGCAGGUAAGUUCUGAGGUCGGGAAGGUUGCAAACAACGGAAAGUGCCUUGUUUCCCCAGCAAAGGGCGCUGUGCGCGACUUUUUCAAAAAAGAGGACAAAACAAAAAAAUCUUUGGUGAAGGGCGAACAAAGUUCGCGCUCGGAUUUCGAAAGCUCGUGGAAGCAUGAAGAGAAAGACGACAAAAAGCCUAGCCUUCAUGAAAGAGACGAAAAUUCUCAGAAACACUCUAAAGAGGAGCCGCGAAAGCUUGAAGAAGCGAGUGAUGUCAAACAAGAGCCUGAAGUAUCGCUAAAGAGCGACCUAAACCAGAAAACAACUUCAAAAAGAGGCAUCGAAAACAUGCUCCGCGGCUCUAUUAACAAACGUCAAAAAAGAUGA
Messenger RNA from Lachancea thermotolerans CBS 6340, 1008 nucleotides. Its product is annotated as putative peptide hydrolase. Gene Ontology annotation, biological process: DNA damage response. Bases 1 to 1008 code for a protein of 335 amino acids. The record is from RefSeq and is a predicted model, not a curated record. Gene Ontology annotation, molecular function: single-stranded DNA binding. The transcript has a single exon. Lineage: Eukaryota; Fungi; Ascomycota; Saccharomycetes; Saccharomycetales; Saccharomycetaceae.